This is a messenger RNA of Salmo salar (Atlantic salmon), 2310 nucleotides long. Lineage: Eukaryota; Metazoa; Chordata; Actinopteri; Salmoniformes; Salmonidae. The record is from RefSeq and is a predicted model, not a curated record.
GGUCCUUGACACACACAUUGUGCAUUUGUACCAUAUAACAUACGGAGACACAGACCCAGAAAUGGCUUCUCAUCUCUCCCUCUCCCUCCUCCUCCUCCUCAUCUUCUCCAGACUCUCAGGUGCUUAUCGUGUGUCUGUGAAGACAGGAGGCUCCACCACCAUCCCAUGUCGGUAUGAUCUGAAAUACAAAACACAUGUGAAAUACUUGUGUAAAUUAGAUUUUUUGAAAAGAUGCUCCCCUGAUGUAGAUACUGAGAGCAUACAUAAGGCCUCAGUCUAUGAUGACAUCAAGAAGCAAACCUUCACUGUGACCAUGACUGAUCUGGAGCCAGUGGACUCUGGACUUUACUGGUGUGCUGUGGAGAUCAUUGGUGGAUCAAAUGUCAUGAUAGAAAGAUUCCAACUAUCUGUCACUCCAGGUACUCCAAAACUCUAUGUGGACCAAUGGGAGGUGACUGGAGUUGAAGGAGGGAGUGUCAUUGUAAAAUGUUACUAUAGUGACACUGGAAAUAGGAAGUGGUGGUGCAGGAUUGGUGUCAAUUCUUCCUGUGAGAGGAAUUCUACGACUUUAGAGACCAGACAGCAGACCACUGAUGCCACCAGAGGAAACGUCUUAACGGUGACUAUGAGUGGUUUGAAGAUGGAGAACACUGGCUGGUACAGGUGUGGAGGGGGAGACUUUAUGAUGCCUGUUCAAAUCACUGUCAGACAACAAACCACCACACAAAGUACCUCUACUAUGACCACAACCCAAGCUCCAACCACUGAACAAUCCUCUUUCUCUCCAACUGCUGAGCCUGUUCAGACUGACAACACAGUCCAAGGACCUGAGGGAGGCAAGGAGAAGGACACCAUGGGUUCCAUACAUCUAAAAGUCCUACUGAUUCCUCUGGGCAUGUUGGUGGUGGUGAUGGCUGGUGUCCUAGUCACAUGGAAGAUGUGGAGAAAGCAUAAGGACAAUAAGGCCAUGGACCAGACAACAAACACCUCAGUGGUAGGCUACACUCAUGUUCCUCUCAUCUGACUCAAGGCCUUGUGGGUAAUCCACUGUCUGUGAAAAAUGAAAGACAUGGCCAUGGACAGGACAUCAGAUGGACUUAAAUCACACGUUAACUCUUCAGCAACAGCUUCAUGUCCAUUGUAACUGUACAAUUUAACCAUGUUAACUCUAUAUUUACAGUCAAUGUUACAUACCCAGGACUGUUGAGACAGUGUGAUGUCAGUUUGUCAAAGUGGUUUACAGUGUAGAGCUAAUAAUAGGAUAUGAAGAACAGUCACUGGUUAAAGUACCACUCCAGAUAUUUCUGAACUAUUCCAGUUGAAACAUGAUAUUCCAAGUAUAGGUACAGUAAAGUACACAUACUUAAAGGUAAAAAAUAUAUUCUGAGUAAAAUAGUAAAAUAGUUUGUAGGCGUAAUUGCAAAAUUCAAGGUUUUGCAGUCCUUCUGGGAAGAAUAGAUAACCAAUUGAGGACAUCAUUUGUAUAGUAAUUCAGGUGAUAAAUGUUGUAGGGAGGCUGGAGUGGGUCUUUCAGGUGAUUUCCUGGUCAGCUUCGCAGACAUUGUUGGCCUAUGUUGCUUCUCUGUCCUGUUCCUAUUUGACCUGGUAUGGUAUGCCAGCAGCAUACACCCCUGCAUCCCACUGCUGGCUUGCUUCUGAAGCUGAGCAGGGUUGGUCCUGAUUGGUCCCAAGAUGGGAGACCAGAUGCUGCUGGAAGAGGUGUUGGAGUUGCCAGUAAAAGGCAUUAUUUCCUCUGGUCUAAAAAAAUAUCCCAGUCUUUCGGAUGGGUGUCCUGACUCUCUGUGGUCACUAAAGAUCCCAUGGCAUUUAUUGUAAGGAUAAGGGUGUUAAAUGGUUCGGGCUACGCUACAGCAUACAAUAACAUUGUAGAUGAUUCUGUGCUUCCAUCUUUCUGGCAACAGUUUGGGGAAGGCUCUUUCCUGUUUCAGCUUGACUGGCAUGCACAGAGCCCUGACCUCAACCCCAUCAAACACCUUUGGGAUGAAUUGGAAUGCCGAUUGCGAGCCAGGCCUAAUCGCCCAAAAUCAGUGCCCGACCUUACUAAUGUUUUUGUGGCUGAAUAGAAGCAAGUUCCGGCAGCAAUGUUUCAACAUCUAGUGAAAGCUUCCCAUAAGAUUGGAGUCUGUUUAUAGCAGAAAAUGGGGGACAAACUCAAUAUUAAUGCUCAUUAUUUUGGAAUGAGAUGUUUCAACAUGCUGGGGUCCACAUACUUUAGGUCAUGUAGUGUAUCUGUUACAUUAGUUAUGCCCCUCCUACCUACUCCACUGCCCUUUUCCUUUGUCACUUUUU